AUGGACUCCGAGGACAAAGUACACGUCGUGGUCUCCAACGACGGCUCUGAGCAGGCGAUUGAAAAUGCCGUCCCCGAGAAGCCAGAUGAUGUUCGACGUGAUCGUCAUGGAUUUCCACUGCUCCCACAACCGACGCGUUUUCGCGACGAUCCGUUGAACUGGCCAACAUGGUUGAAGUGGCUCGUGCUCCUCCAGGCUUCAUUCCUGGCAAUGCUUGGGCCAUUCAAUUCGGCGGUCGUCAAUCCUGGACUGGUGCCACUUGCAAAGCUUUUCCACAUCCCCGUCGGCCAGGCGUCGUACCAGACGACCUCUGUCAUCAUCUCUGUGGGCAUUUCGCCUUUGUUCUGGACUCCGCUUGCCAAUGUCUAUGGAAGACGGCCCGUCUAUCUCAUUUCGACACUCAUCGGAAUUGUCGCCACCGUUGGCAGUGGUGUUGCGAAAACAUGGCACACUCUGAUCAUUGCUCGAGUUUUUAGUGGUGUCGGUGUGGGCGCAGCCAUGGCUCUUGGUGCCGCCACCGUCAACGAUUUGUUCUUUCUCCAUGAGAGAGGUUUGAAGAUGGGCAUCUUUACGGUCUUCUUGACCAACGGUGCUCACGUCGCCCCCGUCAUAGGAGGCUACCUGGUACAGACAGCCGGAGUGCGAUGGGGAUAUUACUUCCCCGCUAUCGUCAACUCGGUGACUUUUGUGAUCAUGUUCUUCGCCAUGCCCGAGACCCUCUUUUCUCGCUCUGAGAAGGUACUCGCACAACACCAGGAGAGAACCUACAUGCAGAUGCUCUUCAGCUUCCGCCGGAAUGCGCUACGGGACAGACGAGUUCACCUGCGAGACUUUAUUCGGCCGUUUGAGAUGAUGUACUAUCCCUCGGUGACGCUGACGUGUCUCUACUACAUUGUGUCGUUCGCAUUCUCCUCAAUCCUACCGGCAGUGACGGUCGCCAUUCUCUUCACGAAGAUCUAUCACUUCAAAACCGGAGCCAUUGGACUUAUGCUUGGUCUUCCACUCUUGAUCGGCUCGGCACUUGGAGAGUUCCUGUCCGGACCCUUUUCAGAUUGGUUCAUGUACCGGUACGCAAAGAAGCACGGUGGAGAGAGGAAGCCAGAAGCUCGAUUGCCCGCAUGCCUGGGGAGCCUUCUCCUCUGCCCGACUGGAAUCAUCAUCUACGGAGUCUGCCUGUAUCACAAGACGCACUGGAUGGGCCCGGUGAUGGGAAUGGCAAUUUCCAGUUUCGGUCUUCAGCUGGUAACCACCGUCAGCUAUGCGUACUGCAGUGACUGCUACAAGCCGCAGUCGGGAGAAAUCAGCAGCUUGUACAACUUCUGGCGGCAGACUUUUGCGUUUCCCUUGGGCUUUUAUGCCCUCCCGUUCGCCGCCGAGAUCACCAUUCAAUGGGCUUGGGUCACCCUUGCUCUCAUUACAGCGGUGACACUCAGGUCGCUCGUAGACCUCAAGGCACGAACAAACAUUGAGCCUCUCAGUGAAGGCGCAGAAGAGCAGCUUGAGCAACGUCAAUACUUUGACAACGAUGCUGCUGAUGCUACGGCGGCCGAUGUCACAACCCAGAGCAAUGCCGCAAACGUCCAGACUCCUAUCACCGCCACUCCAUCCGAAUCUCAAGAUCCUGAGGCAUUCUUUGGGGAGUCGUCAACUUUUGCUUUUGUUUCAAAAGUUCAAACCACGAACGUACCUCGACAAGCCCUGACCCCGGCGCACAAACGACGCCGCCUUUCAAGUUCAAGAAGCUCCCGAACCCACAGUCUGGACCCGGGCCUCACUCCCAGGGACUCCGAAGAUACGUACGAACUACCCUCGAGAGAUUUGGCCGACAGUCUUGUGGACUUAUACUUCAACCACGUGCAUCGUCUCUAUCCCUUUGUUCACGAGCCCAGCUUCAGGAACCAAUACGAGCGCAUGUGGAUCCCCGAUGGGAGUCACUCUGACACGAAAGCUACUUGGCUGGCACUCCUCAAUCUCAUUUUCGCCCAUGGGUGCGAGUUUCACGAGCCUAUUGAAGGAAUGAGCGCCUCGCAUUCGGCAACACGCUUUCUCGUACGGGCUCGAAACAUAGUGUUUGCCCAUAUCUUCAAAGAGGGCAAUUUGGAGCUUGUCCAGUCACUGCUGCUGAUGUGCCACUAUCUUCAAGGAACCUUGGAGUUGACCGAGUGCUGGAGCCUAAGUGGACUAAUGAUCAGGACAUCUAUCAGCAUCGGGCUUCAUCUCAAUCCCUCUCCUGCUAUGUCUGCCGUGGAAAGGGAAGUCAGGAAACGCGUGUGGUGGGGCUGUUUCGUUAUCGACCGCACUUUGAGUAUGAAGUUUGGCCGACCACCUUCCAUUCCCACCGGCAAUGCAUCAGAUGUUGAGUUGCCACUACCAGUAGACGAUCAAUAUAUCAUGAACGACUCAGUCAUUCCGCGCCAACCUGCAAAUCGGCCCUCUCUGACGUCCUUUUUCGUUCAGACGAUCAAGCUCGCACAUAUCAUCGACAGCGUCCUCCUCAAACUCUACUCGUCGUCGACCAAACCAUGGACCUCUACAGUUCCGUCGCCAAACAAGCAGGAUCAUUUCACAGAGAUCUUUGGCCACUCUGUUCUGUUGGAUGGAGAACUGCUGUCCUGGUGGAAUGGCAACCCACCCCAUCUGAAGGAGGACCCCGACUACCCGGACGGCCCUGAUUUCCAACGACAACGGAAUGUCAUGUACAUCCGGUUUCUGAAUGUUCGCCUGCUGCUCCAUCGCCAAUCUUUUCUCAUCUUCAGCCGACAAGAAAUCGAGGACGGUUUCCAUAGAGAUGUUGCCAUUGCUUCAUGCAACCGUUGUAUCCUGUCUGCCCGUGAUACUAUCAGGGUGAUCUACGCCCAGUACCGUCGCGGACUACUGAAUUCCCUGUGGUACAAUCUUCACUAUGUUUUCACUGCCAUCGGGGUUCUCUUGACCCUACAGACUAUGGAAAGAUGGAAGCUGGAAGCGUUAGGUCAAACCGGGCCUGAUGAGACACUGGAGCUGGGCAUGGAAUUUUUGAAGGUAGCCAGUGGUACAAGCACCCUUGCAGCAAGGUACCUGAUUCUGCUUGAGCGCAUUCAAACCCAAACGAGUGGUCGGGAAACACCCCUUCCCGGCCAGCUGUCCAGCCACGGCCACAUGACGCAGCAUCAAUCGGAUAGUUCGGACCCGGCAUUGCUCCCGUCAGACAGGACUCCCUGGCAACGGCCGCAGGACGAAGGUCAGUUGGGACUCAGCUCGGAUCUUAUCGACUUUGACGACUUACUCUUUGGCACGGGUCUUCCAAGAGACUUGCUGUCCGCUGAUUGGUCGGGGUUUGAUCCUAUAUGA
Fonsecaea erecta is the source of this 3330-nucleotide messenger RNA. RefSeq lists its product as hypothetical. The coding region runs from base 1 to 3330 and encodes 1109 amino acids. The record is from RefSeq and is a predicted model, not a curated record. The transcript has 7 exons. Gene Ontology annotation, molecular function: zinc ion binding; DNA binding; transmembrane transporter activity. NCBI's taxonomy places the organism in Eukaryota, Fungi, Ascomycota, Eurotiomycetes, Chaetothyriales, Herpotrichiellaceae. Gene Ontology annotation, biological process: transmembrane transport; DNA-templated transcription.